Messenger RNA from Histoplasma capsulatum G186AR, 2593 nucleotides. RefSeq names its product dipeptidyl peptidase III. The record is from RefSeq and is a predicted model, not a curated record. Lineage: Eukaryota; Fungi; Ascomycota; Eurotiomycetes; Onygenales; Ajellomycetaceae. Gene Ontology annotation, cellular component: cytoplasm. The transcript has 5 exons. Gene Ontology annotation, molecular function: metalloexopeptidase activity; dipeptidyl-peptidase activity. Gene Ontology annotation, biological process: proteolysis. The coding region runs from base 219 to 2339 and encodes 706 amino acids.
CAGCGUCAGCCACAGCUUCCAUGACCCCUCUUCGAAGCUUGUCCUGCAAGGGUUAUAGCAAAGCCAUCCCCUUCUCUGCUGCCAGCCGCCCCCUUCAAUUUCGACACCAAUUUCCUGCCUCGCAGAAAUAUUGUAGAUUUGCAUCUACCAGUUCUGCUGCGGUUGCUAUUCGAUUGAAGCCGACAACGACAACUCUCUCCAACGAGAUCCCAUCAGUCAUGGACGCGAAGGUUAAACAGCAGUAUCUCGCUGACUCUCCACCCACCGUGGUCAGGCUCGAGAUCAAGCCUCACUUCGAGGCGCUGGAUGAUAAGCAAAAACGCUAUGCUCACUUCAUUAGCAGGGCGGCUUUCCAAGGAACUCGGAUCACUCUACGUCAAGUCUCUCCGGAAUCCGAACCUGUCUACGACCUGAUCAUCUCUCUUUACCGUGCUUGCAAUGGCGAUUGGAACUCCCUGGCACAGAAGACCAGCGUUAGCGCAGAAAACCUACGCUUCUUCUUGGAAUACGCGGCUCAGUUCUUAGGCAAUUGCGGGUCGUAUAAAGGAUUCGGGGAUUCCAAGUUUGUUCCUAGAAUACCUGCUGAUGCCCUGCAAACUCUCGCCUCCGUUACUCCAGAAACAAAGGCAGCAUGGGAAAAGGCAACCAAAUCUGGUGGAGGGAUAUAUGAAACUGCUACUACCAGCCUUAUGCAUCUGGGAUAUCCGGAAAACGGACAUAUGUCGACGUAUUACCCCAAUUCCCCAACCAUCACGAAUGAAGAGAUCUCUCUGAUAGCUUCCUUUUUGGAACAUAAAAAGUUAUUACCGGAAAAUACGAGAUUGCGGAAAACGGAGUCCGGGGAUUUCGAACUGCUGAUUGCAUCUGCAGAUAAGUCCCCGGCGGGGAAUGAUCGAGAUGCUGGUGAUGCUUAUCAAUGGGAACUUGAAGGCAAACUACAAGGCAAAACUCUUCGCCUUGUCUUUGGUGACCACUCCGAGGAAAUGGCCAAAAUUGCGCAGAGUGUCAAACAGGCAGGCCUGAACGCUGCAAAUGACAUUCAAAGGAGAAUGCAUCAGGAAUACUUUCGGUCUUUCACCACUGGCUCCCUGGAAGCGUACAAGCAAAGCCAAAGAGAGUGGAUCAAGGAUGUGGGCCCUAUGGUCGAGUCAGAUCUUGGGUUUGUGGAAACAUAUAGAGACCCUCAUGGUGUCCGUGGAGAAUGGGAGGGGUUUGCGGCUAUGGUCAACCAAGAGCGGACUAAAGCGUUUGGAAAACUUGUUGCGAACGCGGAGUCGAUGAUCCCAAAACUUCCUUGGGGCAAAGACUUUGAGAAAGAUAAAUUCCUCUCUCCAGAUUUUACUUCACUAGAAGUUCUCUCCUUUGCCGGCAGCGGAAUACCCGCUGGCAUUAACAUACCAAACUAUGAUGAUAUUAGACAGAACUUGGGGUAUAAGAAUGUGUCCCUAGGCAACGUUUUGAGCGCCAAAGCGCCAAAUGAACCCGUACCAUUUAUAAGAGAGCAGGAUCUUCAAGUAUUCCGAGACUACCGCGAUCCUGCGUUUGAGGUCCAGGUCGGAAUCCACGAAUUACUGGGCCAUGGGACCGGCAAACUACUUCAAGAGACAGCUCCUGGCGAGUUUAACUUUGAUAUUUCCAACCCACCAAUCAGCCCCAUAACACAAAAACCAAUAACGACCUGGUACAAGCCAGGGCAAACGUGGAGCUCAGUCUUCGGGUCGAUCGCUUCAUCGUACGAAGAGUGUCGGGCGGAAUGCGUGGCAAUGGUUCUCGGCUGCGACUUCAAAAUAUUAGAGCUUUUUGGCUUUGGCAACGGCGAAGAAGAUAUAAAUGGUAAGGCAGGCAAUGUCCUGUAUGCCAGCUAUCUACAGAUGGCCAGGGCUGGUGUAGUGGCGCUCGAGUUCUGGGAUCCUAAGAGCUCGAAGUGGGGGCAGGCCCACAUGCAAGCGCGCUACAGCAUUUUACGCACAUUCCUGGAUGCCGGGGGCGAUUUUGUGAGAUUGGUGCAUACUAAAGAUGACCUUUCCGAUCUUGAGAUUCACCUUGACCGGUCCAAAAUCUUAAGCCAUGGUCGACCAGCGGUAGAGAAGUACCUACAAAAGCUCCAUAUUUACAAGGCAACGGGAGAUUUCAAAGCGGGCAAAGCGCUGUACGACGACAUUACGAAUGUUGAUCAAUGGUGGGGAUCGCAAGUGCGACCGGUGGUUCUACAGAAAAAGAUCCCGCGCAAAGUGUUUGUGCAAGCCAACACGGUCCUUGAGGGCGAUAAGGUGGUGCUGAAGGAAUAUGAACCAACAUUGGAGGGUAUGAUUCAAAGCUAUGCUGAGCGCGAUGUGUGAAGCAAGUGAUGGAGCCGAUGGGGGCUUGGGUCGAACUUCUGCAUUGAGCCGUUAUUGUUAAUUAUCAUUAUCCAGUUUCUCAUGUUCAUGUAACGUUGUUGUCUCACGAUAUUGUCGCGAGCAAAGCCGAAAUGCAGGAAAUGAAAUAACCUCACUCAUGAGUGCAGGAAAAUGGGGAGAGAGAAAGAGGAGAAUAUGAUAAUAAUAAACGCGUAUCAUCUCUCAGCGAGAGAAAUAAAAUACUCAAUUUUGCG